Silurus meridionalis is the source of this 4163-nucleotide messenger RNA. RefSeq names its product BLM RecQ like helicase (gene blm). Gene Ontology annotation, cellular component: nucleus; chromosome; cytoplasm. NCBI's taxonomy places the organism in Eukaryota, Metazoa, Chordata, Actinopteri, Siluriformes, Siluridae. Gene Ontology annotation, molecular function: four-way junction helicase activity; 3'-5' DNA helicase activity; DNA binding. Gene Ontology annotation, biological process: double-strand break repair via homologous recombination; DNA replication; telomere maintenance. Bases 247 to 3975 code for a protein of 1242 amino acids. The record is from RefSeq and is a predicted model, not a curated record. The transcript has 21 exons.
CAUGUGCAGCGGAUUGGCUAGCGAUGUAAACCGGGCAGGAAACUCGGAUAACCGCGUUUGUUUUGUAACAGAUGCAUUCUGUCACUCUUUUCCGUAUAUUAUAUUAUUUUACUCUUCGUGAGUGAUUCUUAUGUUUGGGAAAAGUGGAACAAAGUUUCAACGGUAGCCGGUUAUACUUUAGCCUGAGAGCACUAAUUCAAAAAUGGCAUUUGGAUUAGCUAUGUAGUUAGCCACUUGUCAAGUAGUAUGCAACAUCUUUCUCUUCUACAUUUAUUUUUUGAUUACAUAGUUACCGUGCAACCCAAUUAUUUUUACGCAAUGUCUACACUUCCUCAAAACAAUUUAAAAGAGCAGCUUAAGCGGUUCAGCAGCGCAGCCGCACGAAGCAAGUCUUCAGCCAAAUCAAAGCCAGGGAUGUUUUGUUUCAAAAGGAAGUCUACCCUAGGCAGUGACAAAAAAGCUGAAAUGCCUCAAAAGGUGCAUGUGUAUUUACAAACUCAACUUUGGGAAGAGGUCAAGACACAGACUUUAAACCCAGUGGCUAAUCCAUUUACAGUAAGUAAACAUACCCUUACUGAGCCGUCCAUUAUCAAAGUGCAUAAAUUACAAAAAAACAGACCCACAAGCACCAGUGGUGUUGAAACUAUACAGUUUGCUGAGGAAUACAUUUCAUCUGCAAUUCCCUUGAACAAAUGGGACCACUCUGAUGAGUUUGAAACUACAGUCAAAGGAAAAUCGGCAGGACCACACAAAGACCUGUCACCUAAAGAAGUUCAUGCUGUUGAUCAGGGUGGUGUCAAAAGUGAAUCCCUUUUGUGUACAACAAAAUGCCUAAUUUCAGUUGAACAAGUCAAGAGCAAUGCCACUCGCAUGGAGCCUAAAGUUAAGGGGAAUUUCAACUGUUUAACAGUGGUUGAUGAUACUCUCUUCAGUGUCAUGAAGUCUAUUUGUUGUCUGGUUGACACAAUCCCUGAACAGGAGCUUAUAUCUCUUACUUGUGGCACAGAAUUGCUUUUACUGAGAGCUCACAGGAAGAGGAUUAUUGCUGAUGCAGCAUUGUUGGAAAAGCAGCAGUCAAACAACAGAACCAACACUCAUUUCGAAUCACUUCCCAAAACAAGUUCAGCUGUCACAAACAAAGGCGACAUUUCUUCUACACCCAUUAAAUUCUGUAAAUCCAAUGCUUCUGCUUUGUCCCUGGAUUACAACAAAAGUAUAAUUAAGGAUUCAGACUGCAUUAAUAAUGAUCUGCUUAAAGGGGACACCCGCAGUCUAAAUCCUUCCACAGCACAGGCUCUGAUUCAACACACAGAAAUAAUCUCUGGGCUGAACAAUGGAAAUGGAAACACUUUUAAGAAUACUGUGGUGGCACAGAGAAAGAAUGUGGACAGCAAAGCAUUAGUUGGUGGGUCUGGCUUAGAAGAUUACAAAGAACCAGAUGACAUGGGUUACUUCUGCACAGGUGAUUUUGACAUUGAUGACUUCAGUGAAAAUGAUAUACCUGAUUAUUGUGAGAAACCUGCAGCUUUAUCUCUGCUAUUGAGUUCCAAUGAACUACCACAGCCAUUUUGUGAAGGAGGACUCUCCUGUGAUCAAAAGAAUGUUGCCACCGUUGCUGCUGUUAAAAAGUCUACUAAACUAGGUUUCCCUGUAGUCAGUAAAAUUCAACGCGUCUCUGAAGAGGUUACAUCCAGAAAUCCUGCCCAUGACCGCUUCCGGGGCUUCAACUUUCCCCAUUCCCCGGAGAUGAUGAAGAUUUUUCAUAAGAAGUUUGGUCUUCAUCAGUUCAGAUUCAAUCAACUUGAAGCCAUCAAUGCUACUCUGCUGAGAGAGGACACAUUUGUCCUAAUGCCUACAGGAGGGGGUAAAAGCCUUUGCUAUCAGCUGCCUGCCUGUGUCUCUGCCGGAGUGACUGUGGUAAUAUCGCCACUUCGUUCCCUUAUAGUGGAUCAAGUCCAGAAGCUUACAACUUUAGAUGUCCCUGCCAUUAGCUUGUCUGGGGAAAAAAGUGACCAUGAAGCUGGGCGAAUCUACAUGCAGCUUUCUAAAAAUGAUCCAGUUAUCAAACUGCUGUAUGCCACUCCUGAAAAGAUUUGUGCAAGUGGGAGGAUGGUCAGUGCUCUGCAGAAUCUGUAUGAGCGAGGCUUACUUGCUCGCUUUGUCAUCGAUGAGGCACACUGUGUGAGCCAGUGGGGACAUGACUUCAGGCCAGAUUAUAAGCGGAUGCAUGAACUGCGGCAGAAGUUCCCCAAAGUUCCUAUUAUGGCAUUGACUGCCACAGCCACACCUCGGGUCCAGAAAGACAUCCUUAACCAGUUGGCUAUGACUCGACCACAAAUUUUUUCAAUGAGCUUUAACAGGCAAAAUCUAAAGUAUUCUUUGUUACCUAAAAAACCCAAGAAAGUUGAAGAGGACUGCAUUAACUGGAUAAAAAAACACCAUCCAUAUGACUCAGGAAUUGUGUACUGUCUCUCACGGAAUGACUGUGACUGCAUGGCAGAGUCUCUUCAAAGGGCUGGUAUUGCAGCACUAUCAUACCAUGCUGGGAUAAAUGACAGUGACCGAGAGUAUGUGCAAAACAAAUGGAUCAACCAGGAUGGAUGCCAGGUCAUAUGUGCUACAGUAGCAUUUGGAAUGGGCAUUGACAAGCCUGAUGUGCGUUAUGUGAUCCAUGCCAGCCUGCCCAAGUCAAUGGAAGGCUACUACCAAGAAUCUGGCAGAGCUGGCCGGGAUGGCGAAAUCUCCCACUGCAUUCUCUUCUAUUCUUACACAGAUGUCAUUCGCAUUAAAAGAUUAAUAGCCAUGGACAAAGAAGGUAACCAUCAGUCCAAAGCUACUCACAUAAACAACCUGCACAGCAUGGUACAUUUCUGUGAAAAUGUAACAGAAUGUAGGAGGGUCCAGCUUCUUGCAUACUUUGGAGAGCGCACAUUUAAUACAGAUUUUUGCAAGCAACACGCAGAGGUCAUGUGUGACAACUGUGCGCGACCACACCAAUACAAUGCAAGAAAUGUGACCGAGGAUGUGAAGAAGAUUGUGCGGUUUGUACAGGAAAACUGUCAGAAGGUUGGUGGUAGAUGUGCCAGAUCUUACCAGCAAAACAGAUUAACUCUGAACAUGUUGGUCGACAUUUUUCUUGGCUCGAAAAAUGCCAGAAUCAAAUCAGGCAUAUAUGGGAUUGGAUCAUUGUACUCCAAACACAAUGCAGAAAGGCUUUUUAAGAAACUAGUGCUGGACCACAUUCUCAUGGAGGACCUGUACAUUACUAAUAAUGGACAAGCUGUAGCCUAUAUAUCAGUUGGCCUUAAAGCCAUAGAUGUCCUCAGAGGCAUCUUGCAGGUGAAUUUCCAUGAAACUGAGAGUGCCUCUAGCAUUAGAAAGCACAAAGCCAGUGUGACCAGGGCUGUUUCUGAAAGGGAUGAAAUGGUGAAGAAGUGUCUGAAAGAACUUAAUGAGCUGUGCAAAAAGCUUGGAAAAGUGUUUGGUCUCCAUUACUAUAACAUCUUCUCAACAGUCACAUUAAAAAAGAUUGCUGAAACUUUGUCUGCAGACCCUCAGGUGCUGUUGCAGAUUGAUGGUGUGACUGAAGACAAACUGGAGAAGUAUGGAGCUAAACUCAUUGAGCUGUUGCAGAAAUAUUCACAAUGGCAGCUGUCAGUUGAAGAGAAGACUGAGAGAUCUCAUUCUAUUGAUGAUAAUGAUGAUGCCAGCAUGUCUGCCUACUUCAAGAGCAAUGUUCAAGGAGAAAAGAGAAAAAAAACACCUUUAUUAAAGAACUCCAAAAAGCGCAAGGGUUGCAACACCCUGAACUCCUUUAAAGGUGGAAACUGGUCUUCAUCUAAAAGAAGACACAUGCGUGUAGAUAGAGUCUCUAAACACGCUCCUUCAGCUCUACAAACUGGGAAACCUGGCUUUAUGACCCUGCCCAUCCCUCUGAGUGCUGAGCAGACAUUCCUCAAACCAGUCUUCUCUUAACUGAGACCACAUGCAGUUUUUAUUCUCCUCUUUGAGUCACACCUAUGUAUUCUGCUUUUUUGCCUGAAUUUUAUGUAAUAUAUAUUAAGCCCAUAUUUGUAUGUAUGUUUUGUUUUUAUAUUGUAUAGUUCAAUAAACAGAUGUUUUAUAUUGUUUUUACAUUAGUUUUAGAAUUUGUCAUUUUAUUC